Molecule: messenger RNA, 6657 nt
Organism: Pieris rapae (cabbage white)
Lineage: Eukaryota; Metazoa; Arthropoda; Insecta; Lepidoptera; Pieridae
Gene: CycT
Product: cyclin-T
Exons: 9
Coding region: 40-2013 (657 amino acids)
Biological process (GO): regulation of transcription by RNA polymerase II; positive regulation of DNA-templated transcription, elongation
Cellular component (GO): nucleus; cyclin/CDK positive transcription elongation factor complex
Molecular function (GO): cyclin-dependent protein serine/threonine kinase activator activity
Source: RefSeq, a predicted model, not a curated record
UCGUGCUGCUUCAUACGCAGUCAUUGGAAGAACCGUUCAAUGGCUGGUGCACAAGAAAAAUGGUAUUUUUCAAAAGAACAACUAAUGAACUCUGCAAGCAGAAAAUGCGGCUUAGAUGGAGAUAAAGAGCUUGCCUAUCGGCAGCAGGCCGCAAAUCUAAUCCAGGAUAUGGGCCAGAGGCUACAAGUUUCUCAAUUAUGUAUCAAUACAGCAAUAGUGUAUAUGCAUCGCUUCUAUGCAUUUCAUUCAUUCACACAGUUUCACAGGAAUGCCAUAGCGGCUGCUGCAUUAUUCCUGGCAGCAAAGGUGGAAGAGCAACCAAGGAAGUUAGAAUAUGUAAUAAAGGUAGCACAUGUCUGCCUCCACAGGGGUGAGGGUGUUAAUACCCUCACCAGCUCGGAGCAGUACCAGGAACAGGCCCAAGACUUAGUAUUUAACGAGAAUGUCCUAUUGCAAACACUGGGUUUCGAUGUGGCAAUCGACCACCCACACACGCACGUCGUACGGACAUGUCACCUUGUCAAAGCACCGAAGGAUUUGGCCCAAACCUCAUACUUCAUGGCAUCUAACAGUCUCCACCUGACUACAAUGUGCCUGCAGUACAAGCCUACGGUGGUCGCGUGCUUUUGUAUACAUUUGGCCUCCAAGUGGAGCAAUUGGCAGAUCCCGCAGUCGCAUGAGGGCAGGCACUGGUUCUCCUAUGUGGAUAAAACGGUAACAGCUGAUCUUCUAGAACGGCUCACGUCUGAAUUCCUUCACAUAUUCGACAAGUGUCCUUCUAGACUGAAAAAGAAGAUGAUGACCAUGUCCAACACCAGCGGAAGUUCACCGAACCCACCUCAUCCCAGCGUGGUGUCUCCGUUUGAUAGGAAAAAGGAAUACGCGCUCGGGUCUACUACGAGCGAUGAAAUCGACAAAUGCUUUGAUAAAGAGUAUGAACGCGAAAGGCGCCGCCAACAAAUGCCCGGAGGCUAUGUGCCGGCGACCUCACAGCCGCAACCACAGAAGAUUGAUUUCAAUUUGUACAGAGAGAAGAAAGAGAGGGAGGAGAGAGAGAGACGCCAACAGGCCUUACGCGCUGGCCCAAGGCCCACCAAUCAGCCCCCACAGCCUCACAGACCCCCUACCAAACCUCACAUUUGGGCUCACAAGCCACCACACCACAAACCUCCUCCCGAAAAACCUCCCCACGAGAGGCAUCGACCCCCCAAUCCAUUAUUGAAUCCACCGAACCCCCUCAUUGCCCCGCCUAAUCCUCCAAUACUCAAUCCCCUGCAACUUGAAAUUCCACAAAGAACGCGCCCCCCAUCGCUGUUCUCCCCGGAGAACAUCACCCCACCGGCCACGGCCGCCCAGCCCAAAAGACCUCCUCAAAUGUUCCCGAAACCCAACCGUCCCCCCGAAAAACCCCAGAGCCCCAAAAAGCGCCCAGACUCGGCGUCCGCCAUCCGCGAGAUGCAGCCCCCUGCCAUCCUCUCUCCUAUAUCCCCGAAAAAAACCGAGCCAGAACUAGUACCUGUAGUUAAGAAAUUGGACGAUAGAAAGAAACCGGAAAAAGAGAAACCUGAAAUCCGGAACGGCAUUGAGACCGACCCGACGCUGGUCUCUAACCUCCUGAAGGAGAGCCUCGCUAAGCCUGCGCCGAUCACCGUCCAGACGGAGACGCCCGAGAAGGAGAAACACAAGAAAGAAAAGAAGAAGAAGGAGAAACACAAAAGCAGCAAGAAACAGAAGAAGGAGCGGAAGAAGAGCCCCGAGGAAGGGUUGAGGAUAAUGAUACCGCGGUCUUCGUCCCCCGGGCUAAAGAUCAAGAUCCCCAAGGAGAGGAUAACCAUUCCCCCGCCGGGGUUGAAGAUCAAAAUCUCCAAGGACGUCCUGGAGAACUCCAGGAAGAGACCGAAUAUGGAUGGAGCGCCGCCGCCGAAGUUUCCCAAGCAGUUUAAGGUCACCGAAAACGGAAAUGGACCAGUGAAGUUACGUCACAGUCACAAAGUGACGUCAUAUCGGCAGUGACGUCAUACCGGCAGUGACGUCACGAGGAAGGUGACGCUAGCGCUACGUGUGUCGACGUUCCUCAACAACACAUGGACCUCACUAGUGUAACGGUUUUGUUUCAUUCGAAUUUCUCAUAGUUCUAGCGAGACACGUUAUAGAACACCGUUGGCGCCAAUUCGAAAUUUAUUUGUUAUUUAAUCAUUUUCAGUUUGAAUUUCAAAUUGGAGCUUGAACUCGGUACUAACAUUUUGUAAACGGGUUUAGCGUAGCUGUUGUUGGGUUUCGAAUUUCGAACGUUGAAUUCUAUUUGGUUUGCUGUUCGAAUUUCGAAUGGGUUGACACUUUGAAAACGGGUUUUCGAACAAUUACGUACAUUCUAGAGCGGACUCGGAUUUUGACAGUUCGGAUGUUCUAGAAUGCCAUAAACUAAAGCUGUAGUAUAAUAUGCUUCUUCUUGGCUACGAAUGCGGGCAUUUCAUUAAACGCAUUUAAACAUGUUCACGGCGCCAUGGGUGCUCUAACAGAGUUUGAUAAACGAAUUGUCAGUUUACAUCAGGUGAGCCUCCUGCCCGUUUGGCCCCUUUUAUAUUUGACGAAAAAUAAAAUCUUUUUAUGAUGCAUGAUUCUUUAAGCGUUCUAAGUCUUUAAACACUGGGUGGUGAAUUAAAGUAAAGAUGAUGUCUGGCGAUCAUCGACCAGGAAAUUGGUAAAAAAAAUUGGAAAUCGAAAAAUUGCCAUAUAUACGUCACUUGCCCAUACGAUACGUUAAAAUUUUACCAAUAGGAUUUGAUGUUUAGCAUAGUAUAUAUGUAAAAUUUCUUUUAUUUUUAUUGACUAUAAGUAUCAAAAUACGUGACAAAUUUAUUUUAUUUUACUGCUUGGCUUGGCGUAACUUUUUUGGUUUAUGCCCACGAUCGAGUGCGUCACAUGUUUUUAAGUGUCGACAAUUGUCUUGAGCGCUCAUGAUCUAGCUUACUUUACAAAUUUUUUUUUGUCAAAAUUAAAGAUUGACUAUUAUUGUAAAUCAAAUAUUUUUAUAAUAUCACAGCUUGUAUCCAUGUAUAUAGAUGUAUAUAAUAUGUUUGCAGUAAAAACCAUGUGAUAAUUUGAGGUUAUCUCACAAAAUGUAUUAAUAUGCGGGUAGAUUACAAAAAGAAAAAGUAUUUUUUUUAAUGAAAUAAGUAAUCGCUUAAAUUUAUAUUUUACUAAAAAGAACCGGCCAGUAUAUUUCAUAAUAUAACUGCUGCUACGCCAUCUUGCGUACGUGCUGAACGCAUGUCUUAUUCAACACGUACGUAAGAUGGUGUCGCACCAGUCCAUGUGACGUAAGAUGUUAAUAAACACGUAAACAAACGUCUAUUGGUCUUAAAUUACACAUAAUUCUAUGAAACGCAGUCUCCAUCAAAACUAAUCUCCAAGACAGUAUUCUCAAGCAUGUUACAUCAUAUUGACAGGUCCUUCAAGUUUCAUACUGCCCACUAGGCUAUGAUGUGUUUAGUAGUUUAUGAGUUAGUGUUCAUACAGGCAGACAAACAUAUUUUAUACUGAAGGAAUAUCUUGAAAAACGUAUAUUAAAGUGACAUUAUUUGUAGGUGUAAAAUUAUAUUAAGAAUCGGUUAUAAUAUAUCGGUAUUAAUAGUAAAAAUCGGUCCAGCCCGGGAUUUUGUAUGUUAAGUUUUCGUGGAUUUAACUGAUCGGACUGGCUUUUUAAUACAAAAAUUUCAUCAAAAUCGGUCCAGCUGGAAGUUUUCAUAGGUUAUUUUUUCGAGGAUUUUAGUGGUAUAGUACGGACGCGGAGCCCGAAGAAUUUCGUACAAUGACCCCUCAUCUUAUGUCUUUGUCGCUCGCGCAUAAACAUAUUGCCGUUGCGCUCACACAGAUGCAGUGACCGCUGUAUUCAGAGAUUGUAAACCUUUUAGUCAUAACCAUAAAGACAUACGGUGGUGCACAUGUACUUUGGUUUGUUUUGUUAUAAGUAGUAUAUAUGUGGUGAGGUCGCAAGAUUUAGUUUUGCUAGUGCCGGGUUUAAAUUUGCUAGUGCCGGCGGAUCUUUUCGUAUCUUCAUCAACUUCCCAUAUUGUUUUCAGUAAAUCUUCUAUAUCAACUUCUUGUUUCAUGACCGUUGAGGAUUGCUCAUGAUUGACCUUGAUGUCAAUUCCACCCAUAAGGAUCCAUCCCAGGUAUGUAUCUUGUGCGUAUGGUGUACCUGGUGGACCUUUGAUUAAUCCCUUCCUUAUAAUGUUUACAUACUCAUUGACACCCAACAGCAGAUCAAUGUUACAGGAGGCGGAAUAUGUUUCAUCUGCCAGUUGAAUGCCAGCAAGCUUCUCACUUAUAAAAUAUGCUUGAGAUCCUGAGUCUAUUAGCGCCUUCAAUGUAGUAGUAUGUCCACGUUCAUUCUUUAAAAUUACUAUUGCAGUGGCUAAUAGUGAAAUUGUCUGUUUCCGCCCUGCGUGAUAGUGUGACGCAACCAUUGCUUGAACUUCCUUUUCUUCUACAUUUGCUUGAUUGGAUGACAUCGGUUGAUUAGCUACAACAUGAGAAGCCGAUGCCUCCCCGUAGUUAGAUAGAUGUAGAAGAGUGUGGUGACGUCUCUUACAUACACGGCAUGAUGUUGGCAAACGGCACCUAAACACCGAAUGUCCAACCCCGAGGCAGUUGAAACAGAGCUUGUUUGUUUUGACAUGUUCUCUACGUUCGUUUGGUGACAUCUUGGUGAAUACGUUUCAAUAGCAUAACGUGUGCGCAUCUGUACAUAAAGCACAAUUUCUUUGCUUUGGUCUUUCUGUGGCUAUAACGUGAAGGACUCGUUCCUUGGCAAGCUUUGAAGUAGUGGUCGACAAAUCCUGAGAGUUCUCUGAGUAAGAAUUUUGUUCCCACUCCUUCUGGGAUUCUGGGUCCAACUUCUGUGCGACCAGAAAUAUAAUUACUGGAUCCCAAGACUCCGUCGACACCUCCAAAUUUUCUAGACUUUGUAAUACUUCGUUGGUGGUGUCUAGUAGAGAUUUCAGUGGUGUUGCGGCUUGGCUGGUACAUUUCUUCUGGGCAAAAAGUCGCUUCAACAAUGCAUUCACUAAUAGACGCUUGUUCCCAUAUCGAUGGUUCAGCGUUCCCCAUGCUUGAAUGUAGUUAUCGCUGGUUACUGGAAUGUGCUUCAAUAAAGUCGCUGCUUCACCUGUCACACUGGUUUUUAAGUAAUGGAGUUUUUCGACGUCGCUUAGUGUUGUACAAUUAUGGACGAGUGAUGAAAACAAAUCCUUAAAACUAGGCCAGAGUUCGUACUCGCCCGAAAAAAGAGGCAAAUGUAUAGCCGGCAGGUGAACUUUCUUAUUUUGCAGUUCUUCUGGCGGCGAUUAUGUACUGUUGUCAGACUCGACUGCCGCCAACAUGUCUUAAAUCUCCCAACAUACACAAGUAUAAAUCUUCUUGUAUAAAAAAUUCCUCAUUCUCGAUGAAUAGGGCUAUAUUUUCGAGUAUAUUAAUUGCCUUUUCGGAUUCUGUGGCCAUUUUUCAUACGUAUCAGUCGAAAAUCUCACACUAAAACUUGUAAAUUAAAUGAUUCGUCGGCGCGAAAAUACUUAAAUGUCUUUUAAUCUCAUCGCUCAGGAAUGCAGUUCUUUUGUUUGCGGUAACCGGUUCUCGAUACAAUGUUAUUCAAUUUCUAUGUGGCUCGAAGUCGACCAUAUGGUGAGGUCGCAAGGUUUAGUUUUGCUAGUACCGGGUUUAAUUUUGCUAGUGCCGGCGGAUCAAUUAGAGAAACACGUCUUUAUCUUUUGAAUGUAUAAUAAAACAACUAAAAACUGAAUCACCAAUAUGUUAUAGUAUAGUAUAUAAGUAGUAACGUAUCUGGCGAAACAUCUGACAGUUCAUUAGAAAUAGAUGCCUCUGACUAAACUUAAAUGUUUUUUUUAAGAGUAUUUCUGUUUUUUUUACCAAAUCUUAGUCGCAAUCAUAACUUUUCCUUUUUAUAAAUCCAUCAAGCCGUUUAGUCUAAAUAAAAAUCAAACCUACCGUUUUUAAUAUUCGUACUUAUAAAAAAAAUGUUUUUAACCACUGGCAGUAGGCCCAAAGGUCAUUGUACGAAAUUCUUCGUGCUCCGCGUCCGUACUAUAGUAAAUGUUGACUUGAACACAUGAAAAUUUCAUCCAAAUCGGUCGAACCAUUUAUGAGUUUAUAUAUUCGUUCAAAGUUAGAGGAAUACAUUCACAUGGUUUUUACUGCAUGUUUUAAAUUUGUACUGACUGAAUUUUACAAAAUGUUGGAAAUCAGGACUAAAAUUCUGAACUACCCUUUUAUAUAUUGUUUUAAAUGUAACACUUUCUUGCUUUUUAUUAUUAUUAUAAUAGUUAUUAUUUAAUAAUAGGAGGCUAAGUCAAAAUUAACUGAAUGUUAAAUGUGUAGCCAAUGGCUGAAUUCUUUGUUUUAAGUAGUUAAAUGUGUUUCUACAAAAAGCACCUCCUAUGAGAGAGCUAUCAUGUAUCAUGGCUUUGCUAUGUUUUGUCUCUUUCUAGUUAAGAGGGAGACGGCAAUACUUAGCUGUGUUUAGAUCAUAUUUCUGAAAGACUUGUAUCCUAAAGAGUGAGAGUAUCUCUUUCUUAUUGUAAGUUUUAGAAUGAGAUGGCGUUAUGCCACAUGUUAACAACAUUAAAAUACUAAAUCGUG